This is a messenger RNA of Colletotrichum truncatum, 1644 nucleotides long. RefSeq names its product cytochrome P450. Gene Ontology annotation, molecular function: iron ion binding; oxidoreductase activity, acting on paired donors, with incorporation or reduction of molecular oxygen; monooxygenase activity. The record is from RefSeq and is a predicted model, not a curated record. Lineage: Eukaryota; Fungi; Ascomycota; Sordariomycetes; Glomerellales; Glomerellaceae.
AUGGCUACCGCCAACGAAUCUUACCAUUCUCAGUCUUGGGGUCCCCUUGACACGCUUCAAGCUUUUCCCAGUCCAUUGGAAAAGCCUGUUCCUUACUUCAUCACUGCCUUCCUCUUAUUUGUUUUCUACUUUUCCAUCCAGCAAGAGGAGUCAACACCCAGCACCAAUGUGCCCUUGCUCAACCCCAAGAGUCGCUGGGAUUUUACAGGAUUGAAGGUCAAAUGGGAUUUUGCCAUCUACGUCCGUUAUCUUGUGCUCUGGAGGGCCAAGAAGAACCCCGAUGAGGCUUACCAGGUUAUGACGGAUUGCGGCGAAAUGACCGUCUUGCCCCCGGUCCCGUAUGCCAACGAAAUUCGCAACCAUGAAGACCUCAGUUUCGACCGUGUUCUUGACAAGGCAAGUCAGAAUUUGAAUGCUGAACAAUACCCCGAUCGAAACUUCCACGCCCACCUGCCGGGAUUCGAGCCGCUCAGAGAGGCAAACCCCGACAAGAUGGUUCUGAAGCAUGUCAUCCGGACAAGACUUACUCAAUUCCUCGCCAAACUGACAGCUCCGAUGAACGACGAAACGACGAGAGCCCUUGAUGACGUAAUUGGCAACGAGAAAGAAUGGAAGCCGCUGGUGAUCAAGGAGAACAUGGUCAAGGUUGUAGCUCGUGUCUCUACUCGCAUCUUCGGUGGCGAGCAGCUCUGCCGCAACGAGAAGUGGCUGAAGAUCACCUCGGAAUAUGCCAGAACCAGCUUCUUUGCCUCUGAAAUCCUCCGCGUCUUCCCCAAGCCCCUGCGAUGGAUUGUCCACCAGCUCAACCCUUUCAGCCUCAGGCUCCAGAGCCAGGUCAAGGGAGCUCGUCAGAUCAUCAACCCCAUUGUGGAAGAGCGCCGCAGGGAGAAGAAAGCCGCCGAGGAUCGCGGAGAAGACGAGCCUGAGUACAACGACUGCCUUGAGUGGUGUGAAGAGUCAUCUGAGGAGGGCGUCGCUGACCCCGCUGUUGUCCAGCUGGCUCUCUCUUUUGCUGCCAUUCACACCACGUCUGACAUGGUCACACAGGCCAUGAUUGAUCUCGCAAAGAACCCCGAAUACUUUGAGCCUCUCCGCACCGAAAUCAUGGAGGUCGUUCGCACCGAUGGAUGGAACAAGAUGGGUUUGUACAAGAUGCGCCUCCUUGACUCUUUCUGCAAAGAAGUCCAGCGCAUCAACCCCAUCAGCAUGGUUGGAAUGCACCGUGAAGCCACCAAGCCCGUCACACUCUCCAACGGCAUCGAACUACCACAGGGAGCCCGCAUCGCUGUCAGUUGCCAACAGAUGUGGAAUCAUAACAUUUACCCGGACCCAGCCCGCUUCGACGGUUACCGCUAUCUUCGCCUGCGUGAGAGACUUGGACCCGGUAACGAAGGUGCCGCUCAUUUCGUCAGUACUACGCCCGAGCAUCUUGGUUUCGGCCACGGUCAGCAUGCCUGCCCCGGUCGUUUCUUCGCUGCCAAUGAAGUCAAGAUUAUCCUUUGCCACCUCUUGGUGAAUUACGAUUGGCGUCUGGCUCCCGAAGUCAAGACCAGGACCCAGACCUUCGGUCUUACCAACGAAGUCGAUCCGAAGGCCAAAAUCGAGAUCCGACGAAGGGACGUGGACGUGGGCGUCGGGGCCUAG